AUGACAUCCUAUCUUCAGAAAGAAAGGAUCCCAGACCAGUGGAAGACCUCGCGAACCGUUCUUAUCCAUAGGAAAGGAAACCCAGGGGACCUUCGGAAAGACAGUCCGAUAUGCUUGCUGAGCGUGUUAUACAAAGUAUUCACUAAGAUCAUUCUUACGCGCAUAUCUAGGAUGUUGGAUGAAGCCCAGCCGCAAAAACAAGCUGGAUUCCGUCACGGUUUCAGCUGCUUGGACCAGAUCCAGACCGUGUCGAAGGUCAAAGAAGUUCGCCGGGAGUACAGCCUGCCCCCUCCCCAUAUCCAUUGGAAAGUGGGUACGACAAGGCCAUUCUAUGUCGCCGAAGCUGUUCGCGGCUGCAUUACAAUGGAUAAUGAAAUCACUUUCUCGGGAAGAACGAGGACGUAUUGA
Necator americanus (New World hookworm) is the source of this 408-nucleotide messenger RNA. RefSeq lists its product as uncharacterized. Bases 1 to 408 code for a protein of 135 amino acids. The record is from RefSeq and is a predicted model, not a curated record. The transcript has a single exon. Lineage: Eukaryota; Metazoa; Nematoda; Chromadorea; Rhabditida; Ancylostomatidae.